Molecule: messenger RNA, 1815 nt
Organism: Arctia plantaginis
Lineage: Eukaryota; Metazoa; Arthropoda; Insecta; Lepidoptera; Erebidae
Source: the annotation of a GenBank genome assembly
AUGACCAUUUGUAUCUGGUCCGUUCCAAGCAUUAUUGGAUUCGCAAAUUUAUUGUUUGGAGCGUGCACUGAGAUAUUUAAAUGGACGGAUUUUGCCGACAAUAAUCAAAUACUCGAGCAGGAAACAACCGAUGUUAAUGUAGAUAAAGAUGAAGAUACAGAUGGCAUUUCUAUCAUCAGUGACAGUGAGCCUGAUACAUCAGCUCCAUGUGAGUUGAUCCUUGACAAAUAUGUUAUGGAAGAGAACCGUCCAGCAGAACUACCAUGUCCACAAUUUAUUUCAUUUAACCCUCUCCCUCCCAAUAGUAAUACUCAUGAAGAAGUUUUAAGAAGUCAGGACGAUUUUCUUGGACAUACCGCAGGAAAACAUAAAACAUAUGUCCACAGAAGAAACAAGAGGCUUAGCACAGUCCUUAACAUUAUUAUGUUGGGUAGUGUCAUCACAGCUGCUGGUGUGGCUAUAGGUCACAUGUGGGGUGCAAGAAAUGAGUGUUCAAUGCAUACAUCACCGUCAAUCAACAAAAUUUUAUCAAAUCUUUAUAAACUACAAGAGGAAAACACAUAUUUACGCAAUAAACUAAAAGAACUUACACUUGUAAGCAGUACUUUACAAAUACCACAGAAGAAACUUCACACAUUUGACAAAACUCCAUAUAAGCAACAGAGAUGCAAAAAAGUAUAUGAAGAACCAUUGCAUAGUAAAAAUAUAGACAAAAUCACAAAGUGCAUUGACAGAGAGACUACUAAAAAUAUUGAAAAAGAACUAAACAAUCAUUUGGUUCAGCCGGACUAUGAAAAGGAGUUUGUAAGAGAUGUUGAUAAAUUGACGCAAAUUUAUCAACAAAAUAGAAGCUGGCUAGAUGAUGAAAUUGCAAAAAGAAUGAAACAUGAAGAAAAAACGAUUGAAAAAAUGAUAAAAAGUCCCUUGAGUAGUAUAACAGAAGAACAAAGGGUAUUGCAAGAUGACAAUAUAAAAACACAAUCUGACAUGGAUAAUUAUCAACCUGCAUUUCAAAUUAUUAGUCCUGAAGCAGAACAAUUGAUUCAAAUAGAAUUGGACUCUAAUAACGAUGAUAUACCAGCGGCAAAAAAGAUUACUUAUGCAGAUUCAUUAAAAUCUGAACAGCAAACUCGCAAAGUUCAGAAAAGAGAUGUAAAUGCAGCAAUCACCAAAGAGAAUAAACAUAAUAUUAUUAAAAAAAAAGGUAAAGAAGAUAAAGAUGUGGUGUUUAUUGAUGUAAAUUUUAGUGAAGAAGAAUUUAAAAAAGAUGACAGAUAUGUCGGACAAAAGCACAAACAAGAAAGAAAAAAACGAGAUAGACAAAAACUACACAAGAAGCAAAAAAGGAGAAACAAAUAUGAACAAUGGGAAAUGAAAGGUGGAUACAUGAAAGACUAUGAUGAUUUUUCGAUAACCUCAUUCCAAGAAAACGAGAAUCCUCUCAAGAAACUUAACGGACAUAAAGUGAUUCAAGAAAUUGAAAAAACAAAUAAUACAAAUCAGUUACUAGGAGCAGAUAGUUCCCAAAAUAUAAAUUUGAGUAAUAACUCCAACGAUGUCCAAAACAAAAAACACGAAAAAGAUGGUGGGAAAAACAGUAAAAUUGAAGAUACCAAUUGGUAUGACAAAAGGGCUGCUCUUCGAACUGAGGCUCGAAAGAGACUUCAACAUGAGCUUUUUGGUGAGACAAGUCCUAAUAAUGCUGGCUGGUAUUUUAGACGUAUGCACAAACGUGAACAAUGCCGCGCAAAGAGUGACAACAGUACUUAUAAAAAGCUUUCUAAACGUAAUAUGAAUUUCAAAAUGAAGAAAUGA